Penaeus indicus is the source of this 7593-nucleotide messenger RNA. RefSeq names its product sodium channel protein para-like. NCBI's taxonomy places the organism in Eukaryota, Metazoa, Arthropoda, Malacostraca, Decapoda, Penaeidae. Gene Ontology annotation, molecular function: calcium ion binding; voltage-gated sodium channel activity. The transcript has 5 exons. The record is from RefSeq and is a predicted model, not a curated record. The coding region runs from base 1 to 1572 and encodes 523 amino acids. Gene Ontology annotation, cellular component: voltage-gated sodium channel complex; plasma membrane. Gene Ontology annotation, biological process: membrane depolarization during action potential; neuronal action potential; sodium ion transmembrane transport.
AUGGAGGAGUUUCAUGCCCUUGAUGACACAUGGAACACAGUAACCAGCUGUUUCACACAUUGCAAAAGCGUCGCCUGGCACUUCCUACACGUAAGAAGUGCCUCGUUCCUACUGAGUGCCGCAGGGCUCUCGCUAUCGCAGGCGCUCUGCACUCGGCCGCUGCAGCUCUCAAUAUCUGUUAUGAUAGCGGAAAGGGGGCAACACAUUACACAUACACUGCAGGAUCUCCGGUGGCACACCACCUAUUGCAGCCUUAGCAACCCAUCGCGCAGGAGAGACGACGAACAAGGAUUUUACCCGAGGAAACACAUGCAAAAGAAAGACGCAUACACUCCCAAGCUCAAAUUUUCGUCAACUGAGAAUAAACCUGAAGUAGAAAUGAAACUGAGGUGGACAUGUUCCUCGCGCGGCACAGAGCGUGAUAAGACUAUUCUCAUGUUGCAAAGAGAUUUUUCGGCGAAGAUGUACUUGGCAAGAGAAAGCUGCCUGGUGCUGAAGGACAUUAUCGAGAAGUACUUCGUUUCCCCGACGUUGCUUCGAGUGGUUCGCGUGGCGAAGGUGGGGCGAGUCCUGCGUCUGGUAAAGGGAGCCAAGGGUAUCAGGACGCUCCUCUUCGCCUUAGCCAUGUCCUUGCCCGCGCUCUUCAACAUCUGUCUGCUGCUUUUCCUCGUUAUGUUCAUCUUUGCAAUCUUCGGCAUGUCAUUCUUCAUGAACGUCAAACACACUGGGGCCUUGGACUCUGUUUACAACUUCGAGACGUUCUUCCAGUCUUUCAUUUUGCUGUUCCAAAUGAUGACGUCAGCUGGGUGGGAUGGUGUACUUUCUGGCAUUAUCAAUGAGAGGGACUGCCGGCAGCCUGAUCCGGAGACCGGCGAUCCUGGUAACUGUGGUAGUCAACCCAUUGGUAUCGCUUACCUAAUGGCCUACCUGGUAAUGACCUUCCUCAUCAUUAUCAACAUGUACAUCGCUGUCAUCCUCGAGAAUUACUCCCAGGCAACAGAAGAUGUGGAAGAAGGUCUCACCGACGAUGACUACGAUAUGUACUAUGAGAUCUGGCAGCAGUUCGAUCCCAAAGGCACACAGUUUAUCGAAUUCUCUGCUCUCUCUGACUUCAUGGAUGUACUAGAGCCUCCCCUUCAGAUUCACAAGCCAAACAAGUACAAAAUCGUGUCAAUGGAUAUCCCCAUUUGCAAAGGAGACCUUGUAUUCUGCGUUGAUAUCCUUGAUGCAUUGACUAAGGACUUCUUCGCUCGUAAAGGUAAUCCAAUUGAAGACUCUGGCGAUAUGGGUGAAGUAGGACCUCCUACAGACAGGCCUGGAUACGAACCAGUGUCCUCAACGCUAUGGCGUCAACGUGAAGAAUACUGCGCUCGACUAAUACAACAAGCGUGGCGCAAACACCGACAGCAUAAGGAUUUUUCUUCGCUAUCUGGAACAGAUUCCCAAGAAGAUAUCAAGCAAGCAGAUACCGCCGUCCUGGUGGAAAGUGAUGGAUAUAUAACAAAAAACGGCCAUAAGGUGGUGAUUCACUCGCGAUCACCAUCGUUGACGUCACGGUCCACAGAUGUGUGACUGAAAAAGGCGAGUAAAUAAGUUGUUGCUUUUUAUCUACUAACAGGAGCCAGUUGUGAAUAGCCUUGCUGGAAGGUGGCUGGCAUGACGGUCGGCUGCCAGGUGAAAAGGCUUGGCUAAAUCCCACAAGGCUCUGGCAUUAGCUAUAUUUAAAUCCGCCAUUAACGAACAGUUUACCUUUUGGUGUUGGCGGUUGGACCACUCUUGCUCGGGAACACUUCACUCCUAAUGCCUUGUUGUUUAAGUUUACAGUCCAACUGUCCUCAUCAGCUUCCCGAUCUUCGAGUGCCGCGCCCUCUGUGCAGAUAUUACUGGCCUAAGUGAUUCACUAUAUGUUUAUUUUUGUAUUUAACAUUCUGAAUGAUUAUUAGGCCCUUAGUUACCCGUCUUGGUACUGCUGCUGGGUUCAAGCGAGGCUGGGUGCGCCUGCUCUUCACGACUAUCACUCUUAGUUGGCGCGGAGGUGACACGAAGCCUGAUGACACUGCCACCCAUGGCCGCCCACACACGCCCACGCUCACAGUAUUGUUAACACCCGGUGUAUGAAGCACCGACAACACCACAUCCCAUCCCCGAGGACGGCCAGGGUGUGCACCAGACCGAGGCAGCAGUAAAACAAACGGAAAAGUGGGAAGAAACAAUCCAGCGCCAUGAGGGGGUUGUGUCAUGGAGUGACUGUGUACAUACGUUGCGCAGGCGGGCGGAGUGGUGCUUAGUGUUCCUACGUGACAUGGAAAGGGCUCGUAGAAUGCGCAUAUUCCAUCGGCAACAAUAUGAGUUCUCAGCAAGUAUUAGAGAGAAAAAUAAAACACCAACAGCAUAAUUCAAACCAUACUCAACAGUGUGAUACACAAUGCCUUUAUAUAAGUGCAAGCCGUGCAUAAUGUAAAUAGCAUGGAGGAACUUGUAUUGUAAAUGAGUCUUAAGAUCGCGCCACCCAGCCCUAACCUCCAUCCUGCUACCUAACCCCACCCAUUGUUUUCCAAUCCUACACAUCCCUCUCCCGCAUCCUUCCCUUUGUUAAUCACCUUUUUUAUCUUCCUUUUCCUCCCAUCACCAUGAUAGUGUAUCGAAAGGAACCCUCUCAAUAAGGUUAUCCAUUCUGGUUGCUCAGCGUCUUGUUUGCUAUCGUCUCUACCUCUUCCUCGUGGUUUUUAAAGGAUAUGUGACAGUAUUCCUGCAAAACUUGAUCUUGCACUUUCUGAAGCACAAUCAAUGCUGUUUGUUGACUAUUUUAUCAUUGUGCAUGUCCAUACGUUCAUUAACUUCCCCGACGGUUGGACAUAGCCAUUCAUAUUUUCUGUACUGAGUGUAUGUUCACAGGCAAUAAUUUGAUGAUUUUGAACAGAAUUUUUUUCUCAGUCGUAACCUCAGCAUUUUCAUUGUCAGUUCACGGUUGUUGAGUGAAUGUUUAUGUCAACUUCCCUACGCCUGCUGUUCUUUUGAGGAGUGUGAGUAGUACAUUUACAUUCCAUCGAGGGAAUCGCGUUGGUGAUGUUGGUGCUGCGUGUCUCCUUCUUCCCCAUGCGGAGGCUCUGGCGAAUGGCGUCACCUAAUGCGAAAUCGCAGCAUUGCUCAAAAUUUCUCAUCUACUUUUUUCAGUGCCUUGUUUGAAAGUGUCAGUCGAUACAGAUGUUGGAGUGCUUACUAACUGUAACAGCACUUUUCCUCUCUUUUAAGUCGACGGUAAGAGCAAAUUUGAUUAUCAGCAGUAUCGUGGCGCUAAAAGAUACAGAACAAUCAGCAUGAUGAUCUUAUUAGAAAAUUAUAUGGCAAUAAAGUUGAGAACUGAAACUCGAGGAAGAGGUAAGAGGUCAACAGACAGACACGGUGCUGGUCUGAGGGCGGCGAGGGACGUUCUUCCCUGAGAGCGGUGAGCAGUACCCGCUGCGUCCUCUUCCCCCCCUGUGACGUGGUAUAACUCCGCCCCUCUCGCCUGCCGUGCCGCAUUCACAAGUCCUGUAGCCUGUGGUUGUUGAUCUUAUGAUGGGUGUCAGGCUUCAUAUCCCCAGUGUCUGUAUCUUGGGUUGGAAAAAAUUCUUAGCAUCUGCAUUAAUUCAGCAGAUAAUUUCUUGAUAGCCUAACCCUUCGAUACACAUCGUAACUAUGUAAAAUAAGGGUAUUGUUGAAAAUUUUACUAUGAACCUUCUCAAGUGAUUGGUUAUUAAUUGGAUUGUAUUCUAUGCCAUGAUAAUACUCCAGGCUUGACUGUGCUGGCGCGAGUGGGCAUGGUGCCACUAUGGCAGCCAAUCAACGAGCGACUCUGUUUCCCUCCAGGGCGGCACGCCGCCCCUUGUUUGUAGUAGGUGAUGGUAGGUCAGUGCAGGCCCCUGAGGGCCUCGCUCUCAGUGUAUUGUCCACCGCUACACCGCUCGGCCAUCACACGGCACUCUGCCCUCUCGACCAUACAACAACGGCUUGUAACUGCAGACACUAACUUUUAAGAGACAGUGCUGUGAAACUCCUUCAGAUUUGUACAUCUCUUUGUUUGCAACAUGGAGUGCCCCACCGGAGCUCACGGCUCUCCACACCUCAUCCAUAUUCUACACUAAAUUAUUCUGCCGUUGUCGAUGGGGCACUCGCAAGCACUCGGUUAUCAUUCUUUUGGUUAAUAUCCACUUGUGAUACCAAUUAUGUAAUAUUCAAACUGUUAUAUUCUUGAUAUACAAAUUUGUUUUCUAUUCUCAAGUUUGCAAUGAGAUGUAAUAGUUUAAAGCUACGCCCUUUUGUAAGUUAACCCGCGGAGAGCAAGGGAGACUCGCAGAGGUGGCGGCACCUGCUACACCUCUUCCCCACGUGUAGUAGGUCUGCCAUCUGGAGAACUUUGGUCCGGAUGAUGUGUAUAGGCACGAACGAUGCGCUUUUUUUAAGUCUAUCAGUUUUUAUUUUUUUACUCCCUUGCCUUCUGCAUUAACAAGUGUGUGACAACGACAAGGCUAUUUACUUCAAGCUUGCGUCAAAUUAUGUGGUUUGCGGAGAUUACACGAACGACAGCGAAUGAGUUGCCAGAACUCACUCACGACGUCGCCAGGACGGUGUUCUACCAUGGUGUUCCGGUUCCAUGAAGCUACUGUUGUCGUGUGGCUGUGGAGAUGCACGUUAGAUGACAACCGAGAGAACGCGGGCUUUGAUGGCUGCAUAAACUGAAAUUACCAAAUACAUGGAAUCUGUGGCGCUUUGGUAUUUGUAGAUAGUUAAGUUGAUCACUGACUCGAAGGAGACAGAUGAAAUAAACCAAAAAGAGAUAUCUCUAGAUCCAUGGGAAUAUACCGACUAAUAAACUGUGCCCUUGAAGAUCAGUCAAAAAUAAGGAACAGAUGAUGGUCCAUGUGCAAAAAUUGCAAGGAGAAUCACCAACAGAACACGAAGAUUCCCCAAGAAUACAGAAGGCGGUGAGAAAAUCCAACCACGAGCGAGACGCACUGAGGACCUCUUAACACCACUUCGGCAGUGACCUCUCUCACUCCUUCCUUGGAGUCUUCAUUCGUGCCAGGGACAUGGGCGAACGAGAGACCAAAACAAAUGUUCUCUUGUUGAUUUCGAUGCUCAUGUUGGCUGAUAUUGUAUUGGCCACCAUCGUCAGUGUCAGCCGGACUGCUGUAGCUCUGUUAUGAAUCGCCAAUCACUAGUUGACUGUAUGCUUCGUCAAUCUUUCAAAAUACUUACGACUGAAGGACUGAGUCCACUAAAAAUAAAAAAAAGGAUGUCAAGUUUAGUUUACAAAACACCACGCCAAGGAAGCUUUGAUGAUGGGAGGCACCGUCUCUUGGAGCGGAGAUUGCUAGAUGCUUGUACUAGUACCCUGCACAACACUCACUCAGCGCGUUAUUAUGAAAAUUAAGCUCUGGAAGUUUUCUUUAUCCAAAAACUUUAAGAAUCAUUGUAGCUUGCUUAGAAAUUGCAAACAAAAAUGUAUCAUGAUGUUCUUCACAUACUCUCAACAAUGUACCAACGAUCAUCCUGUGUGAGAACUUGGUGUUGUAGCCCGGUGGCUGGCAUGUAAAGUAUGCUGAUGUAAAUGUGCGACAUGUCAUGUAUACUGAUGUGCACCUCCUGACAUACCAGACAUACUGAUGUGUAGUUACUAACAUAUUAGUUACACUGUUGUGCUGAUGCAGACAUACCAAACACAUUGUGUAGUUAACAUACUGGAUACACGGUAGAGACGGUUAUAUUGAUGCACAGACAAUGACAUAUCGGGGACACUGUUGUGUGAUCAUUAGCAUACCAGUUGCCUUAUUUAGUUGAUAAAUGCUAGUACUCCAUGUUUCAGAUUCAGAAACUAGAAGUUCGUAUUUUUUAUUUAUAGUUACAUAGUUGCACAGUAAGAAAACAUUGCAUAUAGAUCCACAAGUAUAAUGAUGCCUAUUAAUUAAACAGCUGUGUAGUUAUUCUAAAGGAUGCCCCCGUGCAGCUAUAGACAUGCUAGUUGCACCAAUGCGCAGUCACUAUCAUUAUUAAUUUUAUGAAUAUUGGCAUAACGUUAUCUUCCUAUGCAAUGCUAAUAUUUUUUUCACGUUUUGAUUUUUUUAAUACAUUGAAUUAUAAUGCUAUUUAGUAAGUCACACUGCUUCAAGUAAGACAUAGUGGCAUACCGAAUACACGUUUCAGUAAAACACAAAGACGGCUUACAUUUGUACAUCUGCAGAUCACAAAAAGUGAAUUUUAACAGUAGUUAACUGGGUCCUCAGUUGUGUUGUUAGUAACAGGAACAUAUACUUCUUUUCAUUUCUAGCUAUAUAAACUCAAAGUCUGCUGUUCUGGUAUUUUCGUUUAGCACACAAAGUGUACUGCCAUGUUAUACUAACACACAUGGUGUGAUAUUCUGCUAUGCUAACACAUUGUGUGUCUUGUCUGCACACCAUGUAUACUGUUAUGUUGUACUAACACAAGGUGCGUUGUUAUGCUAUGCUAACACAUAAGCGUUUUGUCUGCACACCAUGUGUACUGCUAUGUUGUAUAAUUACAUUAGGCUCAUUGCCUUCAUAUUCCAUUUUAAAAAUGUGUUAUAUGGCUACAGUGCCACAUCAUGUGUAUUUACUAUGUUGUAUUAACACACGAGGUGCGCUGCUGUGUUAUAUCAGUACAUGGAAUACAUUUUUGCAAUGCUCUCACUCGCUGCUUCGAUGCCUUUCUUUGUCAGUUUUGAGAAUUAAUUGCCAUAUUAUACCAGCAGAGGAUUGCCUUGCUGACCUAGACUUAGAGUUGACAGUCAAGCACGUGAUCGGUGCUAUGGUAUGGCAGUGCAUCGGGAUAACCUAAGUUCAUCUCAAUUACAUGGCUAAUGUCAUGUCUUAUCUCAUGUCAUGGGGGUUUCGAUAUGUUGUUCUUUAGUAGUCCUGGUUUCUUAUCCAAGUUUUUGUUUUUUUGUAUUUUUUUUCCGAAUCUCAUUUUGUAUUCUGUAUUCGUUGUAUUGUUCUACGUACUGUUUAACAUGACAGGGAACCCGGUGUUAGGUGAUGGCUACAGAGAAAGGAAAAAAAUAAUAAUUAUAUAUAUCCGUGGGGAUGUAGUUACAAGGUAUAAUGCUGUGUAGUAUCUAUCACAACAGGUAUGCUAAUAAACUAUAUUUUCAUGGUCCCUCCAACGCAAAAUUAUUCGAAAGUCUGCGGGAGUGUACAUUGUUUGGCAUUCGUCUACGUUCAUCAUAGCAUUCAUUAAAUGAGGACAAAUCUAUGUUGAUGUGAGAGCGGAAAGGGUCUCAUUUCAAGGAAUAAUGAAUGUAACCUUUUGUCACUGCUCGUUAGGAAUGUUGACCAUGUAUGUUCCCGCAGCAGUGCAUGCGGCGCGCUUGCUAGACUGACCAGGAGAACCCGACCACUCUGUUAUGGUCUCCGCAAACACAUGCCUGCCGUUGGUAGCCAAGUGGUAUACUACUAAUAACCCUAAUAAACAAAUGGCAUUACUUUCAUUCUACAUUCAGCCUUUUUGCUUGCACUUUGUAUAAUGUUUUGAAUUUCACAGUUUGUACCAUAUUAUCUGUAAAUAAUACGUCAUCGAAUAAAUUUUUGAUAAUUUACC